AUGCUGUCCUCAACCUUUCAGAAGAAGAGACCAAUAUCUACAUCUGACAAAGACAAUCGCAAUGAUAAUAGUGAUGAUGCCGGUAUGGGAUCCGUGUCCGAUGUCACAUCUGGCUCGCAGGCUCUCCAUCGGAAGUUGGGAGGGAAAGAAGUGCAACUGUUCGCAAUUGGCGGUGCAAUUGGUACUUCCCUAUACGUACAAAUGGCCGAAGCUUUGCCCGACGGCGGUCCCGCCGGCUUGUUCAUUGCAUUCCUAAUCUGGGGGUCAGUCAUGUGGGCAGUGAACGAAUGCUUCGCAGAGAUGGUGACCUAUCUUCCCGUGCCCUCGCCAUUCAUUCGCUUCAGUAGUCUAUGGGUAGAUGACGCACUAGGCUUCGCGAUGGCAUGGAAUUUCUUCCUCAAUAUGGCCUUUCUAGUACCCUUCGAGAUUGUCGCGAUGAGCAUCAUGAUAACUUUCUGGACAAACAAAGUGCCCGUUGAGGCUGUUAUUGUGAUUAUGAUAAUCGCCUACGCUCUGCUGAAUAUAUUCAGCGUGAGGUAUUUUGGAAUAUCAGAAUUCUACCUCUCAAUUUUCAAGGUGCUCUUAAUGAUUGGAUUGUUUUUCUUUACAUUCAUUACGAUGCUUGGUGGAAACCCGAUUCAUGAUCGCUAUGGAUUCCGGUAUUGGAAUCAUCCUGGCGCGUUUGCAGAACAUCUAGUGUCUGGCGGCACGGGAAAAUUUCUCGGGGUAUUGUCAUGCUUAUAUCAAGCUAGUUUCAGCAUUACUGGCCCGGAGUAUAUCUCGAUGGUAGCUGCCGAAGCAGAGAAUCCUAGAAAGAUCCUACCUUCAGCAUACCGAUCAUUCGUCUGGCGUAUUCUUGCAUUUUUUGUAGGAUCUUCGUUCUGCAUGGGUAUCGUCAUUCCUUACAAUGAUCCGACUCUCCUCGCCAUCCUCGGGGGUAGCAGCUCUGGGUCCGGUACAGGAGCUGCGUCACCAUAUGUUAUUGCCAUGGAACGUUUACAAAUUCAUGUCCUUCCACACAUUGUGAACGCACUCAUCAUGACAUCCAUCUUAAGUGCUGGUAAUGGCCUCCUCUUCACAGCCACUCGCACUUUACAUGGGAUGUCUAUCACAGGUCACGCGCCACGAAUUCUAUCGUACUGCACAAAGCGUGGUGUUCCUAUCUGGGCGCUCAUGGUUUCUCUUUUAUUUUGCCUCCUAGCCUUCUUACAAGUCAACAGCUCGUCUGCUGAGGUAAUGACGUACCUUGUGGACCUCGUCACCUGUUGCCAAUUGAUCAAUUACGGCUUCACAGCUGUCACAUAUCGGCAUUUCUACGCCUCCCUUCAAAAGCAAGGGAUUUCACGAGAUAGUCUUCCUUACAAAGGACGCUUUCAACCAUAUACAUCCUACUUAGCCAUCGGGGGCACGUUAUUUAUGCUCUUUGCAGGUGGAUAUGACGUAUUUAUAAAAGGAGAAUGGAGCACAAUGUGGUUUUUUUUGGACUACGCUAUGAUCGGAUUCUUUGUUGUUACACUUUUGGGUUGGAAAUUCGUCUUUAAGACAAAAUAUGUCUGGCCUGGGACAGCGGACUUGAGCAUGGGUGGGCUGAAGGAUGAGAUUGAUAAAUAUGAGGUUUUAUAUUCGAUUGAGCAUGAGGGCAAGAAAGCGAGUGUUGUUGAUAAGUUAUUUGCUUGA
Talaromyces atroroseus is the source of this 1677-nucleotide messenger RNA. RefSeq lists its product as hypothetical. Lineage: Eukaryota; Fungi; Ascomycota; Eurotiomycetes; Eurotiales; Trichocomaceae. Gene Ontology annotation, biological process: amino acid transmembrane transport. Gene Ontology annotation, cellular component: membrane. The coding region runs from base 1 to 1677 and encodes 558 amino acids. The record is from RefSeq and is a predicted model, not a curated record. Gene Ontology annotation, molecular function: amino acid transmembrane transporter activity. The transcript has 3 exons.